CACUGUAAUUCACUGGCGUUAAAUGUGAAGUGUCUGUAUACUGCUGCUAUUCAGAGAGCCGUCUGCACGUCCAGCACACCUCGCGCCUUGUCGAAUUAAAGUAAUAAGGCCGAGCCUCCCUUAGCCCAGCUCAGUGACAGUGACAGAGACAGAGCUCGAUCACCCAGUCCCACACGCACACACACACUCAUGGAUCGCAUGGAGCUUCAGAAGGUCAACACCCAGGCGGAUGAUGACAGCACAGACAGCCUGGACGAUCAGCUCACCGAGCCCAUCGACUCCGAGAAGGCCACCAUCAACAGUCAAUACUGUGAUGAAGAUGAUGCUGAGAGUCAGAAGUUUCUCACAAAUGGAAUUCUGAAGAAAAAGAAGUAUGAAGAAUACCAUGAAGAAUAUCACCCGGGACACACCUCCUUUGGGAUGUCCGUAUUCAACCUGAGCAAUGCCAUCAUGGGCAGUGGCAUUCUGGGACUGUCCUACGCCAUGGCCAACACUGGCAUCCUGCUGUUCGUGCUCCUUCUCCUGGGUGUGGCAAUAUUGUCCCUGUAUUCUGUGCAUCUGCUGCUAGUGACUGCUAAGGAGGGCGGGUCACUGAUAUACGAGAAGCUGGGAGAGAGAGCUUUUGGGUGGCCUGGAAAAAUUGCUGCAUUUGGGUCCAUAACGCUGCAGAAUAUUGGAGCCAUGUCCAGCUACCUCUUCAUUGUGAAGUACGAGCUGCCCGAAGUCAUUCGAGCAUUUCUGGGCCUGGAAGAGAUCUCUGGUGAGUGGUACCUGAAUGGAAACUACCUGGUGGUGCUGGUUUCCAUUUGCAUCAUCCUGCCACUGUCUCUCUUAAAAAACCUUGGUUAUCUCGGCUACACCAGUGGUUUCUCCUUGUCCUGCAUGGUCUUCUUCCUGGGAGUGUUGAUCUAUAAGAAGACGCAGCUGCCAUGCCCGCUUCCCUUUUUCUACCACCACUCCUCCAACCUCACACUGAAUGGCUCCCAUCUCUCACCGCUCGCACUCCAGAACAGCACAUGGGUGAUGGGCUUCUCUCACGCGGAAACAGGCACCCACCUGGACCUGCCAGCUACUGUGCCGGUCGUAGGCAUCCAUAACGAUCCUGAUCCUCAUAACCAUGAUGACGAGGACAUGUGCCGGCCCAAAUACUUUGUGUUCAACUCACAGACAGCGUACACUGUCCCCAUUCUGGCAUUUGCCUUCGUGUGCCAUCCAGAGGUCCUGCCCAUCUACAGCGAGCUGAAAGAUCGCUCUCGGCGGAAGAUGCAGAACGUCUCCAACCUGUCAGUCCUUGCCAUGCUGAUAAUGUACAUGCUGUCAGCCUUGUUUGGAUACCUCACCUUCUAUGAAAAUGUGGAAGCAGAGCUUCUGCACACCUUCACCAAGGUGUAUAAAUUUGACACACUGCUGCUCCUGGUGCGCCUGGCGGUGCUAACAGCUGUCACACUCACAGUCCCAAUCGUGCUCUUCCCUAUUCGAUCCUCCAUCAUGACUCUAGUGUUCAGUAACCAAGAAUUCAGCUGGAUUCGGCACUUCCUCCUUGCUGCUGCUAUCCUCGUCUUUAACAACCUGCUGGUGAUAUUCGUCCCAACCAUUCGCGAUAUCUUUGGUUUCAUUGGGUCGUCUGCUGCCACCAUGCUGAUCUUCAUCCUGCCGGCAGCCUUCUACCUGCGGCUCAGCCCUGGUCCUAUGCGUUCACCCCCAAAAAUCUCCGCUGCAGUGUUCUUGGCUGUGGGAGUGGUCUUCAUGAUCGGAAGCCUUUCACUGAUUGUCCUGGACUGGAUUCACAACCCUCCUGGCUCCGGGAGUCACUAGAGUCAUGUGAAUGAGGCCACCCCUGUCCUGGGGGGACUCCUCUGCUAAUGGGGUGUCAAAUGGCAGAUCCCAAAGAGCCUAAAGACUGACCAGCCGAGUGUUUCUGUACUACAAAAGGGCGUUCCCCAGAACACGCCUGUCCAAGAGUAAGGAGGGUUUCCUCUCUGUCUCAUCCUCACUUUAGUCAAGUUUUUGUUGGAAAUAAAUGUGUGUGUGUGUGUAUUGUCUAGCUCUAAGCGUCUACCUUGCAGUGUAGCUGUUGAAUAAGGAGGAGAGGCCCAUGUUCACACAUUGAGUACUGAAUGUUAUUCCCAGGAGAAAAACAGGUGGCAUUACAUGCAGCUUUUAUGUAAUCCUCUAAUUGAAUAGGUCAGAACUAGCAGUGACCUGAGCUGUAACUUAGCAGCAGCUAGAAAAAAGCCAACUGGACCAAAGGUUUUCUUGUUCAGGUUCUAUUUCAGGUUCAGAUUCUGUUUCUGGUCUGUGGCUGUUUCUAGUUCUGGUGGCUACAAAUUUUUCAUUGUGUCAAAUGCUUUGGAGAUGGGAAAUAUUUGUUUUUUUAGAUGAAGUAUGUACACACAUGUAAACACCAUUCAAGGAGCUAGCCAGUCUUCCUGUGCUUUGUUGUCCUCCUUGACCAACAAAGCCUUACUGUUUAUGGCAAACACAGUAUAAAUUAUGAUUAUUAUUAUUAUUAUAUAUGUCCAAACAUUCUGUUAAGAUGCUAAGAAGCUACACUUUUUUAAAUUGUUUAGCUAAUGUUCAAAGCAAACUGCAAUCUGGUGCAGUUGGAUAGGCUUUUAAUAUCAUGCCACCCUCUGCUAAUACUUUUUGUGUGUUACAGGGUGUUUCACUCUGAGUGCUCCUGCUACAUGUGCCACAUGACAGGAGAUGGCAUACUCUGUAACACAAGGCAAAACUCAGAAGACAAAACUGGUGUAUUUUUAUUAUUUUUGUUUGAAAGUUAUAAAUAGCUUUGGUAUUUCAUUUUCAUAAAUUGGAAUCAAUUUCUUGGCUGGCUUCCUGAGAUUGAGACUGCAUUAGAUACUCCUGAAACUGGCCAGAAUUGACAGUAGAGUGCAGGUGAGGAUCCAAGCAUCACAGCAUAUCAGAGGGCAUACCAGUAACUUGGUUCACUGUAUUAUACUGUAUAGCUAUUUAUGUAGUCAUGCCAGCAAGGUUUUUAUUUUAUCAAAUUCAUUUGAAUGUCCUGAAAUUCAGAAUGUGAAGGACUGCUGUAAGCUACUGAAGGAAAUAUUAUGUAUAAUUGAGCAGGGAUUACCUCUUGUAAAAAGUAUCAUUUUAACAUGUCUGUUUUUUAACAUAACGAGACUGCCCAAAGUGCCUCGUUGUGAAAUAGCCUCACAUGGUAAGAUAGCGGGUAAACUCCUGUGCUGCUUCCAGCAAAAGCGCUUAGGCUCCCUCUGUGUCCCCCCACAAGAGUCUGUCCUGGUUUACCUUAUGAGAUAUGGGAGGCUCUCAGUCUCCAAUGGUAGGCAGUCCCCCACUGGUAGCUCUGUCUGGGCUGCCCCACCUUCUUGCUUUUUCUGCUGAAAAUAAGUGAAGAGAAAGUACCAUUUGGAACAUAAAACUGUAUCAUGAAAUAUGUAUCUGAAAUGAAUGCUAGUGGUUAUUUGAAAAAAUGGUGUUGGAUGUGGUUCUGGGGUUAGAAGGUAAGGUGUGAAGCUGGCCUGAAGUCACCAGUGAAGGAAGCCCUUCUGCACAUACAGUGUUAUCUCAUCCUCAUUCUCAGUGACUUUAAGGAGUUUGGCCAUAUCAGCAAAAGCGAUUUCCAAAUGCCAGAAUAAAUCUGCAGUAAUAGUUCACAUGACCUCUUUGACUCCACAGACAAUUCAUAAAUUGUAACAGUAACAGUAACAAUAACAGUAAUCAUGAUCAGAAUGACUCUUUGCGUGCAUUUAAAUAGCUUUUUAGAAAGUAGGUCUUUGACACCACUUGAUAAACAUUCUCUGUGGUCAGAGCCAAAUUAUUACUAUAAGUAUUAUUUUAAAAAUUGCCCACUAUUAAAAAAAUGCAUGUUUUAAAAACUCAUUGAAAGUGACUUAAUAUCCUGAAAUUGAAAUGACAUUUUUAAUGCAUUCUCAGAUAGCCAUACAGUGACUUGUAUCCCGGGUAGUUAUUCCGCCUUUCUGAGUAGGUAUGUGCACAUACUGCCUGCACAGUGUGCCCUGCUAACUCAGAGAGGUUUUUGUGUGCUGAAUAGAGCCUGACAAAAUGGACAAUAUUUAUAGAUCUUUUGUAGAUCUACAUAUUCAUGAAACAAAUGGAUAUUUCACAUGAAAUGGUUUAAUAUUAUGUGCAUGUGUUAUCAUUACAUACAUGGUCUUUUUUGACGAUUGUAUAUGUACUGUAAAUAGACUACUUGGUACACUUAUGUAAUUAUUGUACGUGGGUUAGUAAGUUUUGUGCCACAAGUUUUUAACAUCUUACUCAUCUUCUGUAUCUUUUAGCCCUUUUGUCUGACAGAACUGAGUUUUCUGGUAUUGCUUUCCUUCAGUCUUUGUUUUGUAUGUUACCCCCUGUUUGCUUGCUAACAUGACAUGCUAAUGGGAUUGCAUAGCUUGUUUUGCUAGUCCUGCUUUGCCACUGUUGGUGACUGGCUUUAUAAUGGUAGUCCCCAGUGUUUACUCUGCACAAUCCAGCACUGGGAGCAGGUCAUUGCAUCUGUGUGUGAUGUAGUGUUGUGAGAACGGUUGCUGCACCCAGGCACCCAGGCAGGUGGUGCUGAAAUGCCAUAUUAAGGUUGCUCAUUCAAAUCUCAGUGUGGUUCCCCUUGAAUACUGGUGUCUGCCUGGCAAUAUAUAAAUAUUAAUCUUAUGAAGUCACUGUAGAGCACUCCUGAUUUUCGUUUUAGCAUACAUCAGUGUACAGCACCUCAGCAUGAAGCAGUCUUUGGAAACCCACCCUUCCUGGUUUGAUAACCUGGCCCUCCCCAUAUAGUGAUAAUGCAUGACAAUGUGGAGUUCAAAUUAUGCAAAAAUGUAAAAAUGAAUGCUUUUACUGUCCAGGGUCUGCAAGGCCCAGGGCAGACCUAUCGGUAUGUAUAAUUAUUUUCAUUAUUAUAAUUUUACAGUCAUUUGGAAAUAGUAUAUUUAGUGUUUAUGCAUAAUAGGCUAGAUGUUGAUGGACCAGAGAGGCAGUGUUAAAAAAUUGACAGUCAUAUGAAUUUUAUCAUUUUAUAUGUACAGAUGUCAAUGGGUGUUUUUGAAAACUUGUACUGGACACUGAGAAUUGUAUACAGCUUUCUAUCACCACAGUUUUUAAAACAUUUUCUAUGCUUUGAAAAUCUGUGCCUUUGCCUACCUUGAGAAUAUUUGUUUGCCUUCCCACUGUGGCAUCGGUCAUCUAUGACACUGCAAACUUUUAAAAAAAAAAAACUGACUUAUUGUCACAGCUGUUGAACAUCAUUGCAAGUUUUAGUGUCCUCUCUCUUGUGGUACAACUCAAAUUCAGUUUUAUAUUUGCUGGAACAAAGGUUUUUGUAUCAGUGAAACUUUCGAUA
Messenger RNA from Megalops cyprinoides (Indo-Pacific tarpon), 5338 nucleotides. RefSeq names its product solute carrier family 38 member 4 (gene slc38a4). The transcript has 16 exons. Lineage: Eukaryota; Metazoa; Chordata; Actinopteri; Elopiformes; Megalopidae. Gene Ontology annotation, molecular function: amino acid transmembrane transporter activity. The record is from RefSeq and is a predicted model, not a curated record. The coding region runs from base 190 to 1815 and encodes 541 amino acids. Gene Ontology annotation, biological process: amino acid transmembrane transport.